This is a messenger RNA of Penaeus monodon (black tiger shrimp), 1028 nucleotides long. Its product is annotated as WD40 repeat-containing protein SMU1-like. Gene Ontology annotation, biological process: mRNA splicing, via spliceosome. The record is from RefSeq and is a predicted model, not a curated record. Lineage: Eukaryota; Metazoa; Arthropoda; Malacostraca; Decapoda; Penaeidae. Gene Ontology annotation, molecular function: protein binding. Gene Ontology annotation, cellular component: precatalytic spliceosome.
AUGGCUGCUGCUAGUCUGCAGUUUUUUGUACCAGAAUAUAGUGUGAUCAGGUUGAUCCAGCAGUACCUAAAGGAAAAUAACCUGACACGAACACUACGAGCUCUUCAGGAGGAAACUUCCAUCACGCUUAACACAGUGGACUCUGUGGAGAGCUUCAUGGCAGAUAUCAAUCAGGGUCACUGGGACACUGUGCUCAAGGCAAUUCAGACAUUGAAACUCCCAGACAAGAAACUCAUUGACUUAUAUGAGCAGGUUGUUCUGGAGCUCAUAGAACUGAGAGAGUUGGGAGCUGCCAAGUCAGUGCUACGAAAUACAGAUCCCCUUAUCAUGUUGAAGCAGACUGUACCUGAAAGGUAUGUUCAUCUGGAGAACCUGAUAGCCCGUUCAUACUUUGAUCCUCGAGAAGCAUAUCCUGAAGGAGUAACAAAGGAGAGGAGGAGGGCAGCCAUCGCUGCAGCCCUGGCAGGUGAAGUGUCAGUCGUGCCGCCAUCUCGUCUCUUGGCCCUUCUUGGUCAGGCCCUCAAGUGGCAGCAGCAUCAGGGUCUUCUGCCACCUGGUACCCAGAUUGAUUUGUUCCGAGGUAAGGCAGCCAUGAGGGAGCAAGAGGAGGAGAAAGUACCCACACAGCUGGCAAGAUUUAUCCGUUUCCCACAGAAAGCACAUGUAGAGAGUGCACACUUCAGUCCUGAUGGACAGUACCUUGUCACUGGCAGCUUUGACGGCAUUAUAGAAGUAUGGAAUUUCACCACAGGUAAAAUUCGUAAGGAUUUAAAGUAUCAAGAAAAGGAUUCUUACAUGAUGAUGGAAUCUGCUGUACUGAGUUUAGCCUUCAGCAGAGAUUCUGAAAUGCUGUCUGCUGGGUCUCAGGGAGGACAAGUUAAGGUUUGGCGUGUCAGUACAGGUCAGUGCCUGCGGAAGGUAGAACGUGCUCACUCUGAAGGUGUGACAUCUCUUGCCUUCAACAAAGAUAACAGUCAAGUUUUGUCCACAUCCUUUGACAACACACUCAGAAUACAUGGUUUAAAAUC